GAAAAAGAGGCUUUCAGGUUUGUUGACCGUUUUCUGGCCCCAACACAACACGCUCUUCCUCUUCCUUUUUCUCUUCUUCUUCCUCUUUCUUUCACUUACACAUUACACACACAUGUAUUUGAUGCCACCAAUCUCACCCAUCACCUCACACAUUCCCAUCAUCCAAACCUUCUUCCUCUGAAUGGGUUGCUUUUUCGGUUGUUUUGGUUCCUCCAAACAUAGAAACCACAAGCACAAGGUUCAAAGAAAUGAUAGUAGCAAUAGCAAGCAAGAGCAACAUAGUGUCUCUUUGGUUCAUGGUUGCUCCACAAAUGCUAUUAACCCUAUACCCCAACUCCAGGAUGAAAGUGAGGAGCAACUAAGUGUUAGCAGCAGAAAGAAAGUGACAUUUGAUUCCAAUGUGAAGACCUAUGAGCCUGUUUUAGCGGAUGAAGUUGUGGAGAGGAAAAAUGAGCAAGCUUUGGCCCAACCAAAGUCAUCUUCCUCUGAAGAUAGUUCUGUGACUUCAACGGGGUCGAACCCUCCCAACCAUAGGUACCAGAAUUGCCGCGACAGUGACGAUGAGGAGGAAGAGAUUGAUUAUGGAGACAGUGAUCUUAGUGAUGGUGAUGAGGAUGAUGAUGAUGCCAUCAAAGAAGAAUGCAAUGAAGUGAGUGAGGACUUUGGGGAAGAUGGCAUAGUGGCAACUACUGUUUCUGAUGAUCAUGUGUUUGUUGAAGAAGAGGUUAGUGUGAAGUCCAUUGGGUCCAACCCUAAUGUGAGAGACAGAAGUGCUUAUGUUCAUCCUGUGCUGAAUCCAGUGGAGAAUCUCACUCAGUGGAAAGUUCUUAAGGCUAAGAGAACACCAAUAAGGCCUCAGAAAGAGAAUGAUUUUGGGGUUGGUGUCAAAGGAUCACCUUUCAGCUUGAAUUAUUCCGAAAGCGACACACCGAAGAAGUUGAACCGGGAGAUCCGAGUUGAUGCCAGCCUGUCAAAUUGGUUGGUCUCACCAGAAACUACACCUGUUAUUAGCAAGGCUGGCUCAGUGGCAUCCUUUGCUGGUACCCCUGAUAGGAGCACCUCACAGGGUUCAUAUUCUGUGAUAAGUCAUGAAGAUAGGCCCAUUUUAGGGGCAUUGACAUUGGAAGAGAUCAAACAGUUCUCGGCUACUUCGUCUCCACGGAAGUCACCAAGUAGGAGUCCAGAUGAGAUGCCUAUUAUUGGCACUGUUGGAACCUACUGGAAUGCUGCAGGCUCUGCUGAGGAUCCUGGCUCAGUCUCUUCCUUUAAAGGAAUUCCGAACUCAACAAGCAAGUACAGAGAGGUAAAGAUGAGGAUAAGAGAGUGAAUUGGCACUCAACCCCUUUUGAGACAAGAUUAGAGAAGGCUUUGAAUAGAGGUGCUUCUUCUGCUUAUGUUCCUCGUGUAUUUUAGAAGUUUGCAAUACUGUGUUGAUUCAAGGAGAGUGUGAAUUGUGCAGGGAAUGUAUUUUUUUUAUUCUUUUAACAUGAUUGAGUGUGACUUUUCCUUUUCUACUGCAAUUUGUACUUGGCUUUGAAGUUAUACUAUAAAAAUUCAGGUGCAGCUUAUAACACAAAAUCAUAUUUCAUGUC
Molecule: messenger RNA, 1592 nt
Organism: Glycine soja
Lineage: Eukaryota; Viridiplantae; Streptophyta; Magnoliopsida; Fabales; Fabaceae
Exons: 4
Coding region: 182-1327 (381 amino acids)
Biological process (GO): male meiosis II
Source: RefSeq, a predicted model, not a curated record